Molecule: messenger RNA, 564 nt
Organism: Funneliformis mosseae
Lineage: Eukaryota; Fungi; Glomeromycota; Glomeromycetes; Glomerales; Glomeraceae
Source: the annotation of a GenBank genome assembly
AUGCGAAAAAGAAAAUCUACCAGCACCCACCGGAAGAAACAAGAUCAAUCGAAGAAAACUGAAUUGGAGUUUCUAUCAACAAUACCUCCAACUAUAUUUUAUCCUGAUCUUGAAAAAAGUACCAGCACCACGAAAUCAAGUACUGCUCGUACUUCACUUCCAAUCUACGAUAAAAGUUAUGUCAUAUCAAACGAAGACGACGUUAGAGGAGCGUUAAAGAAUAAUUUACUUGACAACCUCAAUAUAAUUACGGCAUCACGAAAACCAAUAGAGAUUUCAUCUUUAAACGAGUCGGAAAUUACAACUAGGUUAUCAAUUCAAUCUAAUGUGAUGAGUGAACAAUCGUCAAGAACAACGACAAAUUUCGUUCCUCAUAAGUCGUGGUAUUAUUCCUAUAUUAUCAAAAGACAAAUUUCAAGUAUUGUACCGGUAAUUGUUAACCAUGGAGAAGAUACUACUAACAUAAGGUAUAAUCCAACUAGAAAUCUUGGAUUUAGUAGACAAUACAUAGCAUCAAAAUUACCAUCUGUCGGUGAAGUAACGGGAUUUUAUAAACCUCGAUAA